CUUUUUGCUUCUCUCUUAACAUUUUCCAUUUCCUUCUUUACAUACAGAGAGAGAAAAAGGAGAGGAAAAUUCUUUCCUCCUUUCUAUACACAAACGAAUCAAUCCAACAAAUAAAGGGAUUUUCCUCUCUCUCUUUCUCCAAAACCUUAUACUCAUGGCGGAAAAAGGCCACCCACUUCCUAAGUUUGGUGAGUGGGAUGUUAAUGACCCAGCUUCUGCUGAGGGUUACACGGUCAUCUUUAACAAAGCUCGAAAUGAGAAGAGAAGUGGUGGCAAUACAAACUCUCCACCAAAGGGUGACCCUACAUAUAAGCAUGGAGCAACUCUUGGAAAGCCUCAAUCAAAAAAAUGGUUCUGCUGUAUACAGUCUGCUGCUGCAGAAUCGUGAUCUCUCUUUGCUUCUACCCGCGGCAUUGGAGAGUGUUUGAUCUGAAAUAUUAUGUCACAAAUGUUCCUCAAGUUCAUAGUUGUACUGGAAUUUGUUCUGUUAUGUUGUAGAAUUUAAAAAACUUUCGCCAUCGGAAGAUACUUUGCUACCGGUUUAUUUAUUUUUUGAUCUUGAUUUUAUUAUUGUUGCCUUGAGUCAGUUUCUUCCCAUCUU
Molecule: messenger RNA, 601 nt
Organism: Solanum tuberosum (potato)
Lineage: Eukaryota; Viridiplantae; Streptophyta; Magnoliopsida; Solanales; Solanaceae
Product: RPM1-interacting protein 4-like
Exons: 3
Coding region: 155-388 (77 amino acids)
Cellular component (GO): plasma membrane
Source: RefSeq, a predicted model, not a curated record